Molecule: messenger RNA, 1705 nt
Organism: Pseudo-nitzschia multistriata
Lineage: Eukaryota; Bacillariophyta; Bacillariophyceae; Bacillariales; Bacillariaceae
Source: the annotation of a GenBank genome assembly
CAUCGUCGUUGGACCCAACGCAACGCAACGCAACCAGAGCCAAGCCAAGCCAAGCCAAGCCAGCCACCAUGCCGGCAAGCGUGUCUGCAUCGCCGCUGCCACCGCCGGGCCUGUCCACCGAUCGGGUCGACCGGAUGCUGGCCGUGCUGGAGACCGCAGCCCCCGGGGGGGAGCCGCGGCCGCACGGUCCCGGGCUGGCGGGGAGGGAGGCCCUGGUCCCGGCCUUUGGAACGAGCGUGGCCUUUUUCGAGGGAGAGCUCCGCCCCGGAACUCGGCCGGCGGCCGGGCAAGGUGGCGGCAGCAGCAAAAGCAACGAUGGCAACGGCAAAGAUGGCAACGGCAACGACAGCAGCAACAGCAACGAUAGCAACAGCAAUGAUGGCAACGACAACGACAACGACAACGACGAAGAARUGGUCUUUGUAUCAACUGGCAGCACGAAACCGAAAGGGAAUUCCCGCUCUUCCCAGAAACAGAGAGACCCACGGACGCCGCCGGAGGGGGACCUGGUGGCCGUGGGACUCCCGGAAGCCCUGGAGUGGUUGCGCAAGCACUCGUCCUCCGGAGGGCCGCCACAAGCGCCCGRAUCCGCAACAACACCUCCUGCGCCGGUGCCGGCACCGCUCGCCGCCAAGAAGCAACAGAAACAGUCAAAGCCGAUGCCGAUGCCGAAGCAAGAGCAACAGAAAAAGCAGCAGCAGCAGCAGCAGCAACAACAACAACAACCGCCAGAAGCCCCCCCCGUGCCCCCCCCCUCGAUGUUCAACAUCAACGAAGAGUACGACGCGAGCGGCAAGCGGGUCUUUGGCGAGGCCGUCGAUCUUUCCUCCCGCCUCCGGGCCGUCUACGGGGAAAGCGCGGCCCCCGCCCCGGCCCCCGGCGAAGGCGACCGCCAAGGCAGCAGCAACGACAGCGCCGGGCAAGGCACGCCGCCCGGGACGAGGCCCAAAACGCCGGUCGUGUCCGACGAGGAGUACGAUCGGAUCGCGAGGCGGCUGGAGGAGCUCGAGCGGCUGGAAGAGGAGGACGCGAAGCGCUCCAAAAAAGUCCGGUCCAAGGCCCUCGGGGGCUCUCCCAAGUCGUCGUCGUCGUCGUCGUCGUCGUCCUUUGGCUUCAAAAAGGGCUUUCUGAACGCGUCUCCCAAAAAACCGAGCGGGGCGAAAGCAAAAGCAAAAGCGAAAGCAAAACCAAAGGCGGCCGAAAACCCGUCCGGGAUCGGUACCGCGCCGCCUUCGAACCCCUCGCCGCCUCCUUCCGGAGGCGGGGGCGUCACCAUCGACACGUCCAAGAAUCGGAUCCAUCAGAUCCCCCGCGAGGGACGGCAGCAGCCGGUGCCGCAGCGGAGCGCUCCGAGGCAGCAGCAGCAACAACAACAACAACAACCACCACCGCCGCAGGUCCUGCCGUCGGCGCCGACGAGGCUCCUGGAUUCCUCCGUCUUUUCGGGCCACGUCUCGGAGCGACCCUCGCCGAUAUCCCCGGACACCGCCGCCAGGCUCGCGGCAAACGAACAAACCAGGAGCCUGCAGCACGAGCUGCGAGAGCAGAAGCCGGCGCCGAAGCGUGUUUCGAGGUUCCGGCAGCAGCGGGAACAAGAGCAGCAGCAGCAGCAGCAACAACCGAGGCGCGUGUCGAGGUUCAAGCAGCAGCGACAGCAGGGAUAGGCAGCCGAAACGGCACCGCAACGAAACCCAACGCGAUUUGC